Messenger RNA from Homo sapiens (human), 6694 nucleotides. It is a transcript of the gene DECR1, whose product is annotated as 2,4-dienoyl-CoA reductase 1. Gene Ontology annotation, cellular component: mitochondrion. NCBI's taxonomy places the organism in Eukaryota, Metazoa, Chordata, Mammalia, Primates, Hominidae. Bases 3978 to 4958 code for a protein of 326 amino acids. The transcript is spliced from 11 exons. The record is from RefSeq and is a predicted model, not a curated record. Gene Ontology annotation, biological process: positive regulation of cold-induced thermogenesis.
GUUCUGGAGACUCAACAUGAAGCUACCGGCCAGGGUUUUCUUUACUCUGGGGUCCCGGCUGCCCUGUGGCCUCGCUCCUCGGAGGGUAAGGCGGCCGGGGGCGCGGGGAGCGAGGACAGGGCGUCUCGACGCGCAAAGAGAGAGGACAGGGCGUCACGGGGGCUCGGGGAGCGAGGACAAGGCAUCCUGGGGCGCAAAGAGAGAGGACAGGGCGUCCCGGGGGUUCGGGGAGCGAGGACAGGGCAUCCCGAGGCGCAGAGAGAGAGAGGACAGGGCGUCCCGGGGCCUCGGGGAGCGAGGACAGGGUGUCCCGGGGCUCAAAGAGAGAGGACAGGGCGUUCUGGAGCGCUAAGAGAGCACAGAGCAACCCGGGGAGCGAGAGAGAGGACAGGACGUCUCGGGGCGCAAGAGAAAGGGCAGGAAGUCUUGGGGCACAAAGAGAGGACCCGGCGUCCCUGGGGCUCAGGGAGCUAGGACAGGGCGUUUUGGGGCGCAGAGAGAGAGGACCACCAGGUCCCGGAGCGAAGGGCAACGCCGGGAGUGAGCACCGGGGCCCGGGUCGUAUUCCACUGUCAGAUGAAGCCCUGAUGUGUGUAGGGGAAUAGGGAAGAGACGUGAUUUUCGAAGUUUUCACAGUUCUGCAAGUUUCCAACUUGUGUGUAAAUAGGUAGAAAGAGGUAGGGAAGGAUACGGCGCCCGUCCACCCCUUAAGGAGUGAGAGGGGAUCAGGCCGAGCGAGCACUGACCUUUGACGUCCUUUGUUGUGAGGAAAGUCCAUCUAUGUGUUAGUUAUGGAAUUAAACACUAAUACAAACAAAUUAUCAUAAAAAUGAAACAAAAACAAAACCCCAGCUGUUUAUAGACUCCCCUUCCCAGAUGUAUAGCUGGGAGAGGUCCGUCUCACACUGGCUUCCCCCUCUCUCUGGCCCACACUCCUGUCACCAUCUCCAUUGCACCCAUAGUGGAAAUAGCUAGGAAGUGAAAACAGCUAGGAAGAAGAAAGAGAAACAAAAACAAAAAGAAGCAAUAAUAUCCAAGACAAGCCCUCCCCACAUCUAAAUUACAAAAUUGUUAUAAGUAAACUAAAAAGCACAUUUUCUUUAGCCAGGUAGAAAAAUUAAUAUGUCAACUGUGAAAAAACUUCUUUUGAUUUGAUAGAAUAGACAGCCAUGGUGUUGUUUUUCAAAAAAUAUGGGCAGCAGUAGUUCCAAAUAGGAAUACAAAGAAUUAGUAUGGUGGUUCCCUCAAGUAAGGUAUCUUUCUUUUAAAAAGUGAGAUUUGUUCAGGGUUAGGGUUUUGCUGAUUUUUUUUCUCUCCCUGUGAAAACUGGGUUAUAGAUCAUUAUAAAGGAAGCCCAUAUUUUCUGAUACUUUUCAGAGACAUUUCUCAUUUGAAAUCUACAACAGCUCUGUGAUGUCUUCAGAGAUUUCAUUUUUUAACACACAUCAUUAGGAUUGUAGCAAUAAGGUCAUACAGACCUUAUCCAAGCUCUUCUGACACCAUUAGACAAUACAGUUUGAGAAGGAGAAAAUGAACUCAUUUAAAAAUUAAUUGUAAUCUGACAAUUUUGAAAUUCCUUUGCUGAAGAAAAAUAUGGAAGUUUUGAGGUUCAGGGUUGGGAGGCAAGAGAGGUACCUGUUAGUGUGGUUUGUCCCCUUCCUAGCACAUGUAGCCUCAAGUUUGAAUUCCUGGGAGAAGAAAAGUCUUUACAUCUGUGAUGUGGGAGGUUGUUCCAGGGAACAUCAUGUUUUUGUGGGCAAAUACAAGUUGUUAUAAUUAAAACCCCUAAUUUGAAUAUUUUUGUUACCAAGAACCAAGGCAAAUGUUUAAUUUGUUAUAAAACCUGUUUGUGAAGUGCUGUGUUAAAUUGUGCUGCUGGCUAAUAGGCCUCAUUUCAAUUUAAUAAAUAUUUAUUGAGGACUGGCUUUAUGUCUGGCCCUGUGCUAUGCCCUGGGACUCAAAAUUUAAAAAAUACGAGCCCUGCUCUCAACUGUUCUCAAGUUGCUCUCAGUUCUAUUGAGGAAAACAUUCAGUCAUUCAGUUGUUUAUGAGGAAACACUAAUUAAUUAAGUACCUAUUAAGUAUUGGGCAUUCUUUGGCAAUUUGUGGUUGAAAGACAUUCCUGCCUUCAAUGUACUAUAGUCUCAUAUAUGUAUUUUAAGCCACAAAUAAUAACCAAUGAGUAGGCCUUGAAAUCAAUUUAGUGGAGCAAAACAGCACUUUGGGAGGCUGAGGCGGGUGGAUCAUUAGAUCAAGAGAUCAAGACUAUCCUGGCCAACAUGGUGAAACCCUGUCUCUAGUAAAAAUACAAAAAUUACUGGGUGUGGUUUCACACGCCUGUAGUCCCAGCUACUUGGGAGGCUGAGGCAGGAGAAUCGCUUUAACCUGGGAGGCAGAGGUUGCAGUGAGCUGAGGUCGCGCCACUGUAGUCCAACCUGGCGAUAGAGUGAGUGAGACUCCAUCUCAAAAACAAAAAAAUGGAAUAGAAUAGGAUAUAUCUAAAUUCAUCUCAUGUAGUAAGGUUGUUCAUUUUGUGAAACUUUAAAAAAAAAAUUUACCAUUCUUCCUUUUUUGAUUCAUUCUUUGAUUACUAUCAUGCACACUGCCAUGUUUCUUUUCCUUUUGUUUUUAUCAAGAGUAAUAACUAUCCAACCUGAUCAACAUGGUGAAACCCUGUCUCUACUGAAAAUAUAAAAAUUAGCCGGGCGUGGUGGCGCGUGCCUGUAAUCCCAGCUACUCAGGAGGCUGAGGCAGGAGCUACUCAGGAGGCUGAGGCAGGAGAAUCACUUGAACCUAGGAGGCAGAGGUUGCAGUGAGCCAAGAUCACGCCAUUGCACUCCAGCCUGGGCAACAAAGUGAGAUUCUAUCUCAAAAAGAAAAAAAAAAAAAAGAAUAGUAACUAUCAAGAGUAAAAUCACUAUUUUUAGAAAAAUGAUUCCUGGCCAAUAUUCAGCAAUACAGUUAACAAAGUAAGAUAUGACCUCAAACUGGCCACCUAGAAUUAACUUGGGUUAGCAUUUGGUGUAUAUCAUUCCAGGCAUCUGUUCUGGUAAAAGGAUGGAUAGGCAUAAUUUUACUUGGAUGUCACAUUUUCCCUUAGUCAACAUUGUUUCAUUGUUUUCUCACGAUGAAUAUUGUCUUGGAGCAGUAUAAAACCAACUAGAUGUGUUUUCUUUAUUUUUUUUAAAUCUGGAAGCCUAAGUAUUUCUUUAUUCAGUGUAAAAUUCUGGAAUAUAAGCUCUAUGCAGGCAAAGAUUUUCAACUGUUUUGUCCACUGUUUAUACCUAGAACAGUGCUUAGCAUAGAGUAAACAUGUAACAAAUAUCUGUUACAUGAAUGAACGUGUGUACUGUGUUGCUAUGAACAUGUGUAUGUUGCUAUAUAAAUCACAUUUCUUGCUAUGGUUCACAGUCAGAAAAAUCUGAAAAAUGAUAGUCUAGUGAGUCACCAGCAGACAUCAAUAGACUGUGAAGAUGCAGAUGUGUAUUAUAAUGCAUAUAUGACCCAAACUGUACAUACCUAGAGGAGGCAAGGAAAGCUUCAUGGAGGAGGUGGCCCCAGGAGCCUGCUGUUAAAUCAGGAGUUGGAAUUUGUGUGGUCCCAAUGGCAAUAUAGACCUAAGGAAUAGCAUGUAUCAAGAAGUGAAAGAGUGGCUUAUUUAUAAAAAUUCAAGUGGUUUGUUUGGUAUUGUGGAGUUGGUGAAGUAUGGGAACAGAGAGAAGCGUGUGGAGACGAGAUCAGUCAGGUUGCUGGGGGACAGGGUAUGGUGGGCUUUUCUUAUUUAUGUAGAAAAUUGAGCAUUUACUAUUUGCUAGGCACCUUACUAGGGAUAUGAAGGUGAGAAGAAGAGCUGAUUCCUGCUGUCAAGAAGCAUAGAGUCCAAUGGCAUUAUGGUGAUGAACAGCCUCCUUCUAAAUCAUUGACCACAUUUCUUAUUCUUUCCUGAGGAUAAAUUUCAAGAUAUCCUGAACCAACUGAUGACAGCCUAUUUAGCUACAGGAAUACUCUGGAAGGAAAUGUUUUUCAGUUAUGGGACAAAAAUAUUAUAUCAAAACACUGAAGCUUUGCAAUCUAAAUUCUUUUCACCUCUUCAAAAAGCGAUGCUACCACCUAAUAGUUUUCAAGGAAAAGUGGCAUUCAUUACUGGGGGAGGUACUGGCCUUGGUAAAGGAAUGACAACUCUUCUGUCCAGCCUAGGUGCUCAGUGCGUGAUAGCCAGCCGGAAGAUGGAUGUUUUGAAAGCUACCGCAGAACAAAUUUCUUCUCAAACUGGAAAUAAGGUUCAUGCAAUUCAGUGUGAUGUGAGGGAUCCUGAUAUGGUUCAAAACACUGUGUCAGAACUGAUCAAAGUUGCAGGACAUCCUAAUAUUGUGAUAAACAAUGCAGCAGGGAAUUUUAUUUCUCCUACUGAAAGACUUUCUCCUAAUGCUUGGAAAACCAUAACUGACAUAGUUCUAAAUGGCACAGCCUUCGUGACACUAGAAAUUGGAAAACAACUAAUUAAAGCACAGAAAGGAGCAGCAUUUCUUUCUAUUACUACUAUCUAUGCUGAGACUGGUUCAGGUUUUGUAGUACCAAGUGCUUCUGCCAAAGCAGGUGUGGAAGCCAUGAGCAAGUCUCUUGCAGCUGAAUGGGGUAAAUAUGGAAUGCGAUUCAAUGUGAUUCAACCAGGGCCUAUAAAAACCAAAGGUGCCUUUAGCCGUCUGGACCCAACUGGAACAUUUGAGAAAGAAAUGAUUGGCAGAAUUCCCUGUGGUCGCCUGGGGACUGUAGAAGAACUCGCAAAUCUUGCUGCUUUCCUUUGUAGUGAUUAUGCUUCUUGGAUUAAUGGAGCAGUCAUUAAAUUUGACGGUGGAGAGGAAGUACUUAUUUCAGGGGAAUUCAACGACCUGAGAAAGGUCACCAAGGAGCAGUGGGACACCAUAGAAGAACUCAUCAGGAAGACAAAAGGUUCCUAAGACCACUUUGGCCUUCAUCUUGGUUACAGAAAAGGGAAUAGAAAUGAAACAAAUUAUCUCUCAUCUUUUGACUAUUUCAAGUCUAAUAAAUUCUUAAUUAACAAACAUUCAUUGAAUAUGUAUUAUGUGCCAGGCCAGUGAUAGCCAUUGUAUAUUCAAAGAUAAAUAAAAUGAAAUAUAGUCCUUCAAAACAUUAAAAAAAAAAAAAGGAGGCAUGGGGAGAGUAGGUAAAGGCUCCUCUUUACCUAUUGAUAGAGGUAAAAAGUACUUAGAAGUGCAGAGAGAACAGAUCUUUGUGACUUGGAAAAUCAGGAGAAACUCAAUGGUGGCGGUAGCAUUUGAGUUACAUAAUAUACUAUACCUAUAUUAAUAGGGCCUAAAAGAAAGAAAUUAGAGGAUACACACUAAAUAUAAUAGACUUUGCCUUUCCAGUAUACUUUCUUUUCACUGGACUUGUGAAUUAUCUUCUUUGGGUAACUCAGUAUUAACUCAAACCUUUAAUUUUUACUAGGACCUAUUUGUAGCCAGGCAUUUUAUUUAGUACUGAAUAAGCUAUAGCCGUUGCCCUUUUUAAAUUCAUUAUCUAGCAAGAUAGUCAAACUUAUAAAUAAUUAUUUAUGAUACAUUGUGAUAAGUAUUAUUCCAGCAGUAUUUAAGUGUAGAGGAGGAAGUAAUUCAUUCUGUCUCCAGAGUUUGGAGAAUGUGAUGCCUAAGAGAUAGCAUGCCAUCCCAGCUGUAAAAGAAGAAUAGAUUUCUCUGGGUAAAAGAGGUAAAGAAAGCCUAUAAAAUAUUUUUGUAUAUCAUUUGAUUAAAUUUCAUCUUUGGUUUGACUAAUUUGUCAUCCUGAAAAUCAAAUAAUAAUGAAUCCAAAGUCUCAAGUCUACAGAGCUAUACUUUUGAGCCUAUAUUUUUAAAAUGUCCAUUUUGCUUUCCCAGGAGUCAGUUACAACAUGUUCACUAGACUGACUAUCCCCAUUGCCCAAGUUGACACAAGAGGAAACCAGCUUCCAUCUUACCUCAUCUGAAUAAAUCUGCCACAAGCCCAUGGAAACCCCAAUUAACAUUGACAGUUAAUUGUGUACAUAAAUUACAUUUAUUACAUUUAAUUGUGUAUAUAUAGGGGAUGUUAUAGGUUUGGAAUAAGUGGCCCAACAUUUCCAAUUAUACUGACUUUCACUGGGCUUUUUUUUAGGCUGUUGCACUUUUUCUCCACAUGCUUGCAAUACAAUACUCUCAAAAUAAAACGCAGACAGGUACCUAGUCUCCAUUUUACCUUUAGUACUAAUCCUGUGUAUUAGUCUGUUCUCAUGCUGCUAAUAAAGACAUAACCCAAACUGGGUAAUUUAUAAAAGAAAGAGGUUUCAUUGACUCAUAGUUCAGCAUGGCUAGGGAGGCCUCACAAUCAUGGCAGAAGGUGAGUGAGGAGCAAAGUCAUGUCUUACGUGGUGGCACCCAAGAGAGCUUGUGCAGGGGAACUCCCAUUUAUAAAACCAUCAGAUCUCGUGAGACUUAUUCACUAUCACACUAUUGUGUUGAUAUUGUGUUCACACACCAAUAAUGAUGGUUUAUCACUCACUCCAUUUCCAAACCCACCUUCCCACCCACCUCUCACCAAACACACAAAGACACACUCUUUCCCUCCACUGAUUCCACCAGUAUAGCCAUAUUUCUCUUUCUGGUUAAAUUUAUACUAAAUGUUUACAUUUAUAUAACUUAAUAAAUAUUAUUUUUUUCCA